Messenger RNA from Colossoma macropomum (tambaqui), 1923 nucleotides. RefSeq lists its product as uncharacterized. NCBI's taxonomy places the organism in Eukaryota, Metazoa, Chordata, Actinopteri, Characiformes, Serrasalmidae. The record is from RefSeq and is a predicted model, not a curated record. The coding region runs from base 252 to 1271 and encodes 339 amino acids. The transcript is spliced from 2 exons.
UUCUCUGCAGUGAACCAGUUCACAUCAAACCACUAACCAAUUUUGGUUCCACCUCAACAUUUUAAUUAUGCAGAAAUUUUGAAAAAUUGGUGGAAUGAGUAUUUAUGCUAGAUUUUUUAAACAACAUGACAACUUUAAAAAAAUCAUUUAACAUGAUGCUUUUUUCGUUUGUGUAUAAAAUUCAUAUAUGAAACGUGAGUGAGAUUUUAAGUUUAAACAACAUUUUUUUCCAAUUUCCACAGGGUGGACUCAUGUCAUUCCAUGUGGAAAAUCAGGGGAGGAAUUUUGUGAAGGCAGUGAGUCCUUCACUUAAGAGCGGAAUUAGAUCUCUCAAUGCCUUAACCAUCAGCCUCUUAGAUAUAGAUAAAGACCUUAUGUAUGUGGCCAAAGAUGAUUUCAAGUUCAGGGAAAUUCGGAGUGCUAUAGUUAACGCCCAGCAGAAGCUGGGGGAGGCUGAGUCGGCUGCAUGCGGGGAACUCAAAUUGGUAGAUUAUCGUUAUGAAAAGCUGAUGGUUAGAAAGGGGAAUCUAUCUAGACAGCAGGAAAGCAUAAAAAAUAAUCUACAAAAUUUAAAAUGUCAGCAAAGAAAUAACAAAGCCACUCUAGACAUGUACAAAGCACAUAGAAACUCUGCAGAGAAUCGUCUUAGAGAAGUACGUGAGGAGCUCAUGCGUCAGAGGAGGAAUGUGGAGGAGGCAGAAGCUCUCAGGGAUGCUGGAAUUGGGAUCACAUUUAUUCCCAUUGUUGGAUGGAUUGCUGGUCCAAUAAUGAUUACAGCGGCUGAAAAUGACAUUGAAAAUGCAACUUUCAAUGUCGAGCAGGCAGAGGAAACGGUUGGAAAAUCUGAGUCCCUGGUGCAACACUACAGCUGGAAAGUGUCUGACUAUGAGAGAAAAAUCGAUCAGACUCGCAAUGAGAUUUCGAAGACAGAGGAUGAGCUGAGGCAGAUAGGCUGGGAGAUUGACGAGGUCCUCAUGCAGCGGAAGAAGAUUGCUGACUUCCAGGAGAAGAUGAGGAACUCUGUCAAAGUUCUCGGUUGUCUUGCUGGGACAUGCAACGUGGCAGAGAUUCAAACGCGCUGCUUUGUGUUGCUGGAGGCGAUGAUGAAGUUACUGCAGGACUUUGUCAGGUUGGCGGAAGGCCUCAGAGAAGAUCGCCUUCUCCGGGAUGAAGGCAUUAAAGCCCUCAUCACAAACCUGCAGGUCAACUACAUCAAGCUUAAGGCCAUCGCUGUGCCUCCUGAUACCUCUGCCAUUGAAGAUUACAUAUAAAUUUUCCAUUAAUUUUGUGCAUGACUUAUCUUUACCUAUUUCGGGGGUGUGUAGGGGUGGUGGUGAAAAGGGGAAUAGCCUUCACAAAUGUGUUGUAUGCCGACCUGCUAAAUGCUUUGCAAAAGCUGUCUUUAUACUGAGUGGAUAUUUUAAUGUUCUAUUAAUAGAGGAGAAGUAAAAAUGUACUUCAGUCACAAUUAACUAUGAUCUGUCCUGAAUGCUUAUGAAAUGAAUCAGUGAUAAAAAUAUAUAAAUAUAAAAAUAUUACAAAAAAUAUGGAUUCCAGUGAGAUUUUGUAUUCACACAACUUCUCCAAACGGAUGACACAAGAAGACUAAUAAGACUAUGAACAAAAGUAUAAUGAAACCUGAACAGCUCAGGCCUCUAAGAAAAGAGAAAUGACAGUGCAAUAACAAAAGUAACAUCAACAACAAUUAAAAAAUAAUAAUAAUAAUAAUAAAAGUUCUAAUAGCAGACAUUUUUCUACACUUAUAAUAUGUGGUUUAUGUACCAAAAACAGUCAUAAUUCAUUCAUACGUGGCCAUUUUCCGACCUCUCCUUAUCCGUUAGAAUUAAACAGGCUGUUAUUUGGACUUUGAUACUGAUAAAUGUAAACGGGCUCUGUUAUGAUUGGCUGCUCUGCUGUAGGCUA